Messenger RNA from Polychytrium aggregatum, 532 nucleotides. Its product is annotated as acyl carrier protein-like protein. Bases 43 to 441 code for a protein of 132 amino acids. The record is from RefSeq and is a predicted model, not a curated record. NCBI's taxonomy places the organism in Eukaryota, Fungi, Chytridiomycota, Chytridiomycetes, Polychytriales. Gene Ontology annotation, cellular component: mitochondrion. Gene Ontology annotation, molecular function: acyl carrier activity; acyl binding. The transcript has 3 exons. Gene Ontology annotation, biological process: fatty acid biosynthetic process.
CCGGUCCAGCCAGCAUCCAGCGCCCACCACAUAUCCAGAGCCAUGUCCCGAGUCUUCCGUGCCGCCGCGGCCUUCAAGCCCGUUUUCUUCCGCCCUGCCGCUGCGUCGGUCCGUGGCCCCGUCAGCCUCGCGCAACAAUUCAAGUUCACCCCCAGUGUCUUGACCAGACUGUACUCGGCCGGCCCUGCUCCGCUCUCUGUUCAGCAAAUCGAGGACCGAGUGAUCCUCCUCCUGAAGGACUUUGACAAGGUCGAUGGCUCGAAGCUCAACCUGGACGCUCACUUUGUGAACGACCUCGGACUCGAUUCGCUCGACCAGGUCGAGAUCACCAUGGCCCUCGAGGACGAGUUCAACAUUGAGAUCCCGGAUCGCGAUGCCGAGGAGAUUUACACUGUUCGCCAGGCCGUGGAGAAGAUCUACGCCAACAAGAAUGCCAUGUAGAGUGUUCCGACUGAAAUGCGACUGAGCUGCAUAUUUAUCAUUUUGCCUGUACACUUCCAAGAAAAACACGGGACCCCCGAAUUUCCGAGCA